Messenger RNA from Hippocampus zosterae (dwarf seahorse), 2190 nucleotides. It is a transcript of the gene asic1b, whose product is annotated as acid-sensing (proton-gated) ion channel 1b. The transcript is spliced from 11 exons. The record is from RefSeq and is a predicted model, not a curated record. Gene Ontology annotation, cellular component: membrane. Gene Ontology annotation, biological process: sodium ion transmembrane transport. Bases 132 to 1757 code for a protein of 541 amino acids. NCBI's taxonomy places the organism in Eukaryota, Metazoa, Chordata, Actinopteri, Syngnathiformes, Syngnathidae.
UGCUCUGCAUUAUCACUGUCUAACUCGUAGCCAUCCGAGGGCGCGCAUUCGAGCCCUGGUUGCGCACGACCGCACUGACCAUAUCUGGCCCAGCGUUUUUGACUUCCACGUACCCCACUAAAAAAAGAAAAAUGUGCCAGUGCGACUCAUCCGCCUCCAAAGCGAAGGCUCAGGGCUCCCUGGCCGAAGUGGGCAAGCUUUUCGUCAAACACACCACUCUGCACGGCCUGAGGCACGUCUUCGGCGGUGGCUCGUACCCGCGCCGGGUGGCCUGGCUGCUGGCGUUCCUGGCGGCCGUCGCUCUGCUGCUCGCCUGGUCGUCCAACCGCGUGCGCUACCUCCUCUCGUCGCCCGUGUACACCAAGGCGCACAUGGUGUACGCAAAGCGGCUCGUUUUCCCCGCCGUCACCAUCUGCAAUCAGAACCUGCUCCUGCCCAGGCGCAUGAAGAAAACGGACAUCUUCAGCGCCGGGAGGUGGCUGGGACUCCUGGGGAGGAAUUGGCAGGUGUCCCCCGAGGCCAAGGAAGCUUUGGCUGCACCAUCGCAGCGUACCGAGCCGCCCUGGUCGCCACUCUCUCGCAUUCUGGACUUCAACCACUUUCUACCUCCGCCUCGGGAGUCGCAGCCGUCCAUGAGGCAGCUGCUGGACCGGCUGGGACACCAGCUGGAGGAGAUGCUCUUGUACUGUCGCUACCAGGGAGAGAUGUGCGGCCCGCGCAAUUUUAGCACAAUCUUCACACGAUAUGGAAAGUGCUACACCUUUAACUCGGGCCAGGACGGGCGGCCUCUGCUGUUGACCAUGAAGGGCGGCAUGGGUAACGGCCUGGAGCUGAUGCUGGACAUCCAGCAGGACGAAUACUUGCCCGUGUGGGGAGAGACGGAUGAGACAUCGUUUGAAGCGGGCAUCAAGGUUCAGAUCCACACGCAGGAGGAGCCGCCGUUCAUUGAUCAACUGGGAUUCGGGGUAGCACCGGGGUUCCAGACCUUUGUCUCCUGUCAGGAACAACGGCUGACCUAUCUGCCGCCUCCGUGGGGCGACUGCAAGGCCACUCCAAUGGACUCUGACUUCUUCAGCACGUACAGCAUCACGGCCUGUCGCAUCGACUGCGAGACGCGUUACCUGGUGGAGAACUGUAACUGCAGGAUGGUCCACAUGCCUGGAGAUGCCCCCUACUGCACCCCUGAGCAGUAUAAGGAAUGUGCAGAUCCAGCCUUGGAUUUCCUCGUGGAGAGGGACAAUGACUACUGCGUUUGUGAGACUCCAUGCAACUUGACGCGUUAUGGUAAGGAGAUGUCUUUCGUCAAGAUCCCCAGCAAAGCUUCUGCCAAGUAUCUCGCCAAGAAGUUCAACAAGACGGAGCAGUACAUAGCAGAUAACCUUCUAGUCCUGGAUAUCUUUUUUGAAGCCCUAAACUACGAGACCAUCGAACAAAAGAAGGCCUAUGAACUGGCAGGCCUCUUGGGUGACAUCGGUGGUCAGAUGGGCCUCUUCAUCGGAGCCAGCAUCCUUACUGUCCUUGAACUCUUUGACUACCUCUACGAGGUCAUCAAGUACAAGCUGUGCCGAUGCGUGAAGAAGAAACACAAGGGGCGCAACAACAAUGAUCGGGGCACUGUGCUGAGUCUGGAUGAUGUGAAGCACCAUGUCAGUAAACCAGAGGCUCCGUGCGACAACCUGCGUACGCCGUCCACGUACCCGGGUAACAUGCUACCUCAUCACCCGGCCCAGGGAAACUUCGAGGACUUCACCUGCUGAGCUGAACGGAUCCUUCCCCGAGUCAGCCCAAGGAUGCAUGUUAGCAGACAUCAUAUCAGUCGUUAUAUUUCAUGUCUGCUGAUCGCUUGGCGUGGACGACACACUUUGGCCUCUACAUUUUCCACUCUUGAUUUGUCAUAAGUUCAUCUGUAGCAGAAAUCCAAAGUCUCCAUACCGCUGUUCAAAUGUUACGUUUUUUAAUAUAUAUUUUAAAAAAUAUAAAACAUUUAAAAAUUCUGUACCAUGAAUGUAACUUGUUUGACAAGAGUAAAAAAAUAUUCUUUGGGAGAGGAAUUAAAAAUAAGUGGGGAUGUGGCUGUGUUCACAUGAGCCAAUCACGCCAUGAAAACUGUUAAAUGAGAGAUGGCAGACACCUGAUAAUAUGCCUCCGAUUGACCCCGGAUGAAUUUCAGCUGUUCGGGUAAACUUUUCC